Moesziomyces aphidis is the source of this 1647-nucleotide messenger RNA. The record is from the annotation of a GenBank genome assembly. Lineage: Eukaryota; Fungi; Basidiomycota; Ustilaginomycetes; Ustilaginales; Ustilaginaceae.
AUGGACGAGUCAUUGCGAGUCGCCGUGGUGGGCGCGGGCGUGUCCGGCCUGGCCGCAGUAUGGGGGUUGAACGAGUACUCGUCGCACUCGGUCUCGCUCUUCGAGCCUCUCUCCUGGCUGGGAGGUCACGCCAACACGGUGACCUUUACGCCUCCCACCUCGGCCUCUUCUGCGUCGGCGCCGUCCACACGCGUCGAUACGGGGUUCAUCGUAUUCAACCGCGUGACGUAUCCGAACCUGCUGCGCUUCCUCCAGCUCACGGGGGUGGAGAUCCUGGACAGCGACAUGUCGUUCAGCGUGACGCGGCACGCACGCGCCUACGGGGCAUUCGAAUGGGCGGGCGGUUCCCCCGCUGCCCUCUUCUGCCAGCCGACCAACCUGCUGAAUCCGUCGCACUGGCGCAUGGUGUGGGACAUUAUCCGCUUCAACCAGCAGGCCGUCGACUACCUGCGCGCGCCGCAGACGGGCAAGGAGAUCAGCAUCGGCGCCUGGCUCGAUGCCCGCCACUACUCGCGCGGCUUCCGCACCAACUACCUCAUCCCCAUGACGGCCAGCAUCUGGAGCACCGCACCCGAAACCGCCCUGGCGUCGUUCCCCGCACUGACCCUGCUGCGCUUCAUGCACAACCACCACCUGCUCCAGAUCUUGGACAGGCCCCAGUGGCUCACCAUCAAGAACGGCUCGCGCUCCUACGUCGACCGCAUCGUCUCCAAGCUCGACGCGCACCGCGUUCAUCAGGGCCCACACAAGGGUGCCGUCCAGGCAGCUUGGAUCGACCACAAGGGCAAAUGGACCAUCGAAACGGCCGACGGACAGCAUCACUCCAACUUUGACCGUGUCAUCUUUGCCACGCACGCCGAUCAGACCGCAUCCAUGCUGCGCUCCGGUCUGCGCCACUCGUCCUCUUCGCUGGCGGACACUCUGGCGGUGUUGGAUCGGUUUGGAUUCAGCCACAACACGGCGGUGCUGCAUGCGGAUACGCGCCUCAUGCCUGUUCGUCGUGCGGCUUGGUCCGCCUGGAACUUCCUCGCCGAAACGCAGCGGGGUGGGGACGUGGACCGUGUCUCGCUGACGUACUGGAUGAACCUUCUCCAGUCGCUGCCCGAGGCCAAGUUUGGGCCGGUGCUGGUGACGCUCAACCCCAGCACGGAGCCCGAGUCGCCCUACACGCCGCGUCCCGAACUGGUCGUGCGGCGCCAGACUUACUCGCACCCGAUCUACACGCCGGACUCGGUCGCUGCCCAACACGAGCUGCAGCAGCUGCAGGGCGGCCAGGGGGCGUUCUUUGUGGGUGCGUGGACCAAGUACGGAUUCCACGAGGACGGGUUUGCGUCGGGCCUGCGCGCUGCUGCUGCGAUCCAGGGCGUGUAUCUGCCGUUCGACGUGAGGCAUGCGGAACGCGCCGUGCCCUCAACCAAGCAGUGGGGCUGCAUCCUCGCAGAGACCGUCGACAAUGUAGCCAGGUGGAAGGUUCUCAGUUUGCCUGUGACGAUUGCGUUCUAUGUGGCAUUCGCCAUGCUUGCCGUCGUGCAUGCUCUCGCACUAGUCGCCGCCCCUCGCUUGGUCGAUGCAGUCGCAACGGUGAAAAGCCACGUUUCCAACUCGCUCUCCCCCACCACACGCGCCAAGCGCACCAAGUCCGCAUAG